CUCCAUUCGACGUCUUCCUUGUUCUCUCUUUUUCUCUUUUUAGCACCAAUCACUCUUGCCAACAUGAUGCUCGCUAACCAGAAUCAGCCAAAGGACAUUGAGGUGACAUCGCCACCAAAUGAUGGCAUCGCAGAGCUUGCAUUCUCUAAGACAAGUGAUUUCCUUGCAGCGGCAUCUUGGAAUAAUGAAGUCCGUAUCUGGGAGGUCAUGGGAGACGGAUCUACUGUUGCCAAAGCCAUGUAUUCGCACGAAGGACCUGCACUGGCGUGCCAAUGGAGUGGUGAUGGGUCAAAGCUUGCUUCAGGAGGCGCAGAUAAUGCGGGACGGAUUUUUGAUUUAGCUACUGGCCAACCUUCCCAGUUUGCAAAACACGAUGCACCCAUCAAAAGCCUGCGCUGGAUUGAUGGGCCCAACAUUGUUGCAACUGGAAGCUGGGACAAAUCCAUCAAGUACUGGGACCUUCGACAGCAGAAUCCUGUUUCGUCGGUGGCAUUGAGUGAUCGUCUUUACUCUAUGGAUACACAUGGAUCAUUAUUGGUCGCAGCAAUGGCAGACCGUCAAAUCACAAUGUUCGACAUGAGUAACCCUACUGUUCCAUUCAGAACCAUGGAGAGUCCUCUGAAGAUGCAAACUCGUGUUGUCUCAUGUUUCACAACAGGUGGUGGAUUUGCUGUCGGAAGUAUUGAAGGACGUGUUGCUAUUCAGUAUACGGAUGUCAAGGAUAGCCAAGGAAAUUUCUCUUUCAAAUGCCAUCGAGAUGGGGCGCCUGCAGCUAGGGACUCGUCUGUGUAUGCUGUCAAUGCAAUUUCAUUCCACCCUAUUUAUGGUACAUUCGCGACAGCCGGCUCGGAUGGUGGAUUCACGUUUUGGGAUAAGGAUUCAAAGCAGAAACUCAAAGUAUUUAAUAAGCAACCAGCGCCAAUCUCGACUGCUACAUUCAACAGGAAUGGAUCGAUUUAUGCGUACGCAGUCAGUUAUGAUUGGAGCAAGGGUUAUACUGGAAUGCCAGCAGAUCACAAGAAUGCCAUUAUGUUGUGUCCAGUACAGGAAUCGGACAUCAAGCCACGAAAGAAGUAAAAGUAAAAGCACAUGUAUACUAGAAACUAUGAGCAAUGCAAGCUUAAUAAAAAGAUAUGCCUGUAAAGUCGGGAAG
Molecule: messenger RNA, 1153 nt
Organism: Lobosporangium transversale
Lineage: Eukaryota; Fungi; Mortierellomycota; Mortierellomycetes; Mortierellales; Mortierellaceae
Product: putative SONA
Exons: 7
Coding region: 64-1077 (337 amino acids)
Biological process (GO): transcription-dependent tethering of RNA polymerase II gene DNA at nuclear periphery; RNA export from nucleus
Cellular component (GO): nuclear pore
Molecular function (GO): RNA binding; ubiquitin binding
Source: RefSeq, a predicted model, not a curated record